UGGCUACGCGACUGGUUUUUAAAACAAACUUCACUUGACAAGUAUCUUCUCACUUCUGUACCGGUAGCCGAGCACAUUGUGUUAAAAUCGUUUAAAAAAACGUGUUACAACAUAAUUGCGAUUCAUCUCAUUCCAUUCGCAUUUAUCUACGGACGUUGUUUUUAAUUUCUUUUUAAAUAAUCGUUUUUAAGGAGCAUUUCAAAAAACUUUUGUCAUGGCUGCAAUGUCUGUAAUUGGUAUUGACUUUGGCAACGAAUCUUGCUAUGUAGCAGUUGCAAAGGCAGGAGGGAUCGAAACUAUAGCGAAUGAUUACAGUUUGAGGGCCACACCAUCUUACAUCGCCUUCUCGGGAAAGAACCGUAUCUUAGGUGUCGCUGCUAAAAAUCAACAAAUUACGAAUAUGCGAAAUACCGUUUAUGGAUUGAAACGUCUACUGGGAAGAAGAUUUAAUGAUCCUCAGGUACAAAGAGAAAUGCAACUGCUACCGUUUACUGUUAUAGAAACUGCCUCUGGAGGUGCCGGAAUUAAAGUAAAUUAUUUAAAUGAAGAUCAAGUAUUCUCGCCAGAGCAAUGCUUAGCUAUGCUUCUGACCAAAUUAAAAGACACAUCCGCCACAGCUUUACAAACUCCAGUAAAUGACUGUGUGAUCUCCGUUCCGUCGUAUUUUACAAAUAACGAGCGUAAAGCUCUACUAGACGCAGCUUGCAUCGCCGGUCUGAACGUGUUACGACUUUUUAACGAAACUACGGCGACCGCCCUGGCGUAUGGCAUUUAUAAACAGGAUCUGCCCGGACCGGACGAAAAGCCUCGUAACGUCGUGUUUGUCGACUGCGGUCACGCGUCUCUGCAGGUGUCGGCGUGCGCGUUCAAUAAGGGGAAGUUGCGUAUGCUGGCGACCACCGCCGAUUCACAUUUGGGCGGCCGCGAUGUCGACUUAAUUUUAGCGGAUUAUUUUUGUAAAGAGUUUCAAACCAAGUAUCGAAUUGAUGCUAAAUCCAAUGCAAGGGCUUUCGUUCGUUUACUCGCCGAGGUGGAAAAGAUUAAAAAACAAAUGUCCGCCAAUUCCACCACUUUACCAUUAAAUAUCGAAUGCUUUAUGGAGGAUAAGGACGUACGCAGCGAAAUAAAGCGCGCCGAUAUGGAGGCAAUGUGCACCUCACUGUUUCAACGUGUCGAGGUGACUCUGCGUCAAUGUCUGGAGCAGUCAGGUUUGGCUUUGGAGGACAUACAUUCUGUGGAAGUGGUGGGCGGGUCUACCAGAAUUCCGGCGAUUAAAUCCCUGAUAGAAAAGGUAUUCCAUCGAACUGCCAGUACCACUCUUAAUCAGGAUGAAGCCGUAAGUCGCGGAUGCGCCCUUCAAUGCGCGAUGCUGUCGCCUGCAGUUCGAGUGCGUGAAUUUAACGUUACCGACACCCAAAACUAUCCGAUUAGCUUAUCGUGGGACGCAAGCAGCGAUGGAGAAUCUUCCGGGGAAAUUGAAGUUUUCCCCAUCAACCAUUCCGUUCCCUUCUCAAAGAUGUUGACUUUCUAUCGCAGAGAGCCAUUCUCAAUACGCGCAUCUUACACCGGUAACAUUCCUUAUCCGGAUCGUAAUAUUGGUAUGUGGACUGUUCGCGAUAUACACCCGACCGCGGACGGAAGAUCCCAGAAGGUGAAAGUGAAAGCUCGUGUGAAUCUUCACGGAAUAAUGUAUAUAUCGAGCGCAUCUCUAAUCGAAAGUAAGGAAGCAGAAGCCGAAGUGGUAGAAGAACAGAACGAAAAGGUUAACGAGAGUACCGAAGCACCUCAGAAUGAGACAAGCAAUGGCCAACCUGAGGUAGGAUCAUCGGGCUGGACGAAGAAAAUAUCUGCCUGGUUCAGCCGGGAGGGGGAGGAGAAGAAGGAGAAAAAGAAGAAGCAGCUGGUCAAAAGUACCGAAUUACCAAUCGAGUCGCUUACUGUUGGAUUUUCGCAGGUUGAAAUCAAUCAGUACACCGAGCAGGAGUUUAAAAUGAUCGCAGCCGAUCGUCAGGAGAAGGAACGCGCGGACGCCCGCAAUGCCCUUGAGGAAUAUGUGUACGAGCUUCGUGGAAAACUGUCAUCUGAGGACGAAUUGGCAUCGUUCAUCUUGGACGCAGAUCGUGAUAAUCUCAUUCAGCAGUUGGACGAUAUGGAAAAUUGGCUGUACGAAGAAGGCGAAGAUUGCAAUAGACAAGUAUAUCAAGAUAAAUUAACCGAAUUAAAAGCUAAAGGCGAACCGAUACAAGUGCGCCGUUUGGAGCACGAGCUACGACCUACGAUUAUAGAAGAAUUCGCUCGGUCAUUACAAUUGGCCAACAAAGUCGUAGAGCAAUUUAGGGCCAAAGAUCCAAAAUUUGCUCACAUUAACGAUGAAGAGAUCAAGAAAGUUGAACAGGCUGUGAUGCAAAAUUACAAAUGGUUGGAGCAGGCGCGGACGCAAUUAAACGGUACCCCGAAAUUCUUACCUCCUCCGAUUACAGUUGCGCAAAUAAGGCAAGAGCGCUCGAAUUUCGAAAACACUGUCUCGCCGAUUGUAAAUAAACCAGUGCCGAAACCGGAAUCUCCACCUAAAGAAUCGAAAGAGAACAAUACUGACGGUGUCGAUAAGGAACAAAAACAUCACAGUAAUGCAAAUCACGAGCAACCCACACAAAAUAGCACACAAGAGGAAAAUAUGGAGUGGUCGGCGUCGUAAAUUAAUUAUUUAUUAAAUUUCGCGAGUUUUGUAUACUUUUUGGAAUUGCGCGCAUAUUUUUUCUAUUUUUCCCUGUAGCAGUAUUUAUGUGAUACUUUAAAUGCGUAUAACAAAAGGUUUAACAAAACUCUCCGCACCUCCUCCUUUAUUCACAAAUCUAAUGCAGUAAUUAAUAUUUAAGAAUGUAUGGGAUGUACGUUUAGUUAGACAAUUUUAUUUACACGCUUCAUUCCAACUAAAUCAUUGGAGCAACACGAGAUAAUUUGUUUUGUUUAAACCCGGUGUAAUUUCGGAUUAAUAAAAUCCUUAUCCUUC
Photinus pyralis (common eastern firefly) is the source of this 3010-nucleotide messenger RNA. It is a transcript of the gene Hsc70Cb, whose product is annotated as heat shock 70 kDa protein 4L. The record is from RefSeq and is a predicted model, not a curated record. The transcript has 9 exons. Bases 215 to 2695 code for a protein of 826 amino acids. Gene Ontology annotation, biological process: protein folding. Lineage: Eukaryota; Metazoa; Arthropoda; Insecta; Coleoptera; Lampyridae. Gene Ontology annotation, cellular component: cytosol; nucleus. Gene Ontology annotation, molecular function: ATP-dependent protein folding chaperone; ATP binding.